Messenger RNA from Entrophospora sp. SA101, 170 nucleotides. NCBI's taxonomy places the organism in Eukaryota, Fungi, Glomeromycota, Glomeromycetes, Entrophosporales, Entrophosporaceae. The record is from the annotation of a GenBank genome assembly.
AUGAGCACUCAAGAAAAUACUGCAACCAAACCAACCUGGAAAGAUUUUGAAAAAGCAAUAAUAGAAAUUUUAAGAGCUGGAAUUUAUUAUAGAAAACCAAAAGACAAGGGUUUUAUGAGCUGGUAUAAAAAACUAUUAACGGAAUUACAUAGUGCAGAAGAACCUGAAAU